Messenger RNA from Plodia interpunctella (Indianmeal moth), 1078 nucleotides. RefSeq names its product Glycine N-methyltransferase (gene Gnmt). Gene Ontology annotation, cellular component: cytosol. Gene Ontology annotation, molecular function: glycine N-methyltransferase activity; glycine binding; identical protein binding. The transcript has 6 exons. Lineage: Eukaryota; Metazoa; Arthropoda; Insecta; Lepidoptera; Pyralidae. Bases 175 to 1050 code for a protein of 291 amino acids. The record is from RefSeq and is a predicted model, not a curated record. Gene Ontology annotation, biological process: regulation of gluconeogenesis; one-carbon metabolic process; S-adenosylmethionine metabolic process.
CCAGCGUGGGCUCGCAGAAUCCGUCAGUCGGUCAUCUACGCGUCACUAGUUCACAGCCAUCACAGGUGUGGUGAAUCGAUUGGGAGACACGCUGAUAAAUAUAUGGACUGAGAACAAAGUUUGCUGUGUUGUGAAGAUUUUGUCUAAAUAAUUGAGACAGGGAAAGAAUAAAUCAUGUCAGCGGACAAAGUUUUCCAUCCACGUUCAGAGGGAAUCCCCUCCGAGGGAGUGAAGGAUCAGUAUGCGGACGGCAAGGCUGCCAGAGCCUGGAACAAGUUCAUAGGGGACAGCAACCAAAGAACCCAGAACUAUAAGGACUUCUUGGUUGGUCUGCUGAAGAAGAAUGGAUGCAAGAGAGUCCUCGAUAUUGCGUGUGGAACUGGUAUAGACUCUAUGAUGCUGGUAGAAGAAGGCUUCAGUAUGGUGUCGGUGGACGCGUCAGACAAGAUGCUGAAACACGCGCUCAAAGCGCGCUGGGAGCGGCGGAAGGACUCGAAAUAUGACGAGUGGAUAAUCGAAGAAGCUACCUGGGAGACGUUGCCCCAGGAUAUCAAAAAUUUCCUACCGGGCGUCACGUUUGACGCAGUCAUCUGCUUGGGCAACUCAUUCGCCCAUCUCCUCGACGAGUACGAAGACCAGCGAACACAGCGGAUGUGCCUCAAAAACUUCGCACAAUGCCUCAAGCCUGGGGGAUUGCUUUUCAUAGACCAUAGGAAUUAUGACGCCAUGAUUAACAGUGGAGCUACGCCUGGACAUUCUAUUUAUUAUAAUUGUAAAUAUCCAGUGGACAUCAAAACGUCGGUGUUGGUGGUCCGCGGGAAACCUGAACUGGUGACUCUCGACUACUGCUUGGAUGGCGCUUUCGGAGAUGGCGAGAAGAGUGACUUCCGUCUCUGCUACUACCCUCACAAACUGGAGAAGUUCACGGCGAUGCUGCACGAAGCGUUCGACCACCGCGGGAAACACCAGCUGUUUGCGGACUUCAAGCCCAUCGACCAGGUGCCCGUGCCCGGCUUUUACAUCCAUGUCAUGGAGAAAGGGAAAGACUGAAUACCAAAAUAAAUUAUUUUGUUUUAUA